AUGUCCCAACGUUCGACACGCGCCGCUCGACGCGACGAGUCCUCUCGCGGGAAGGGGCGUCCUCCCACAGGCUCCAACAGUGCUGCGGGGACUGAGGAGAGGGCGCCGCCAACGCCGACGGUGAUAACGCCUCCCAUGGAAAAUCCUCAUGGCGACGGUGCAGACUCGACGCCGACGCCUCUUCGGGGGCGGUCUCCUCAGGUGGGGCCGGGACCGGAGGGGUGUGCGGCAAAGGCCUGUCAGGGGGAGCCUGGGGGGUCGGCUGGGGCUGGGCAUGCGGUGGCGCGGGCUGGGACGGCGGAGGAGUCUGCACCCGCGCCUGCCGCCGUCUCUGGCGCCGGCUUAGCCGCGUCCGCGAUGGCUGAUGCAGGAGGCCCUGCUGCGGGCCAGGAGGGGGCGGGUGUUGAGCCGGUACUGGCGGAGGAGGCGGAGGUGGCGGCGUCGCCAUCGCCGGUGGAGGCGUCUGCGAUUGCCGAGGUUGUGGCUGUCGCUGCAAGGGGCGGGGCCGAGGUGCAGGCCGUGGGGGAUUCGGUGGGCGCCGCUGCGCCCGUCGGAACGAAUGCUGCUGACGUGGGCGGAGACAGUCGGGUGCGCGGCCAGACGACUGGUCACGGAACUGGCGCUGCCUCCUCCGCCCCUGGGAAUUAUGGGAGGAAGCUUCGUGCCCAGCCAGCGCCGAGGCGGCUCGGAUCAGGGCUGGGACCUGGCUCCCCAGGACCCCUCCUGGGCUGGCUUCGGCAAGGGCAACCGCAACCAGAGCGAGUGGGUCGGGCGGCAUCGCGGAGCCGACAGGAGACCGGCGGGCCUGCAAGGGAAGGAGACGACCCCGCGCGGAUCGAAGUUGUUCAGCCCGCGGUGGCCACAGCGUCGGCGGCGGCGGCGCGGGUCGAAACACCCCUCGCUGGGGACAGUGUGGCACGCAACACCCGCCACGCGACUCGCCGAGCGGCGAUAACCUGGGGCCCACCCCGCGGAGGCCGCACACCGUGGCUCCCGGCGGGACAAGGACAGAGCGGUGCGGCGGGCGUGCCAACGGGGGUCGGAGGCAGACAGCGAGGGGGAGGAACGGGGGGACGGCGCCGAGGGAGAGGCGGAAGAGCAUUAGUCAGGGGAGUGGAGAUCCCCGAUCGAGUGGGCACGUGGCGGGAGCGACACGAUAGGCCAGAAACAACGGUAGCCCCGACAAAUGAGGAGACCGGGGGCUCUGACAAUGCUGCUGUUGACCCCGGUUUUAUGAGUGAGGAGGAAGCGGAAUCAGAAGAGGUAUCUCUGCAUGAGGAGGCAGGCGUGGAUAGGAACACUUCCAACAUACGAGGACGGGUUUCGGGGGGUAAUACCCAGAACCCCCGUGCCACGGAGGCUCCAGCUGGCAGGCCGGAAGGGUUAGAUGUGUUCUCGCCCUCCGACCUGGCCAACGAUGAUGCCAUCUGGCAGGCGGCAGGGGGAUGGGAGGUGACGCAGCUGCAACGGGUGGACCAACCGCGCAUGGAAGAUUCUCUUAUUUCUGCCGAGGCUGACGCUUCGACCUGCUCCCGAACCUGUCAGUGGAAGUCGUUGGACUGGGAUUGA
Closterium sp. Naga37s-1 is the source of this 1569-nucleotide messenger RNA. The record is from the annotation of a GenBank genome assembly. Lineage: Eukaryota; Viridiplantae; Streptophyta; Zygnematophyceae; Desmidiales; Closteriaceae.